This is a messenger RNA of Exophiala spinifera, 2547 nucleotides long. RefSeq lists its product as uncharacterized. The transcript has 2 exons. The record is from RefSeq and is a predicted model, not a curated record. NCBI's taxonomy places the organism in Eukaryota, Fungi, Ascomycota, Eurotiomycetes, Chaetothyriales, Herpotrichiellaceae. The coding region runs from base 1 to 2547 and encodes 848 amino acids. Gene Ontology annotation, biological process: protein ubiquitination. Gene Ontology annotation, molecular function: ubiquitin protein ligase activity.
AUGGGGAACACUACCUCCAGCCAACGCACUCAGCCAGACGACGGGCAAGUAGAAGAGGUCCGGCAUGCGAGAAUCAAUGGUGUCAUCAGAGAUGGCGACACGAGCUCCGAAGACAGAGACAUGCCCACAGGCAGGAGAACCCCAGGGUCUCUGAGGGCUGCAAGCCACAGGGCCAGCAUACUAUAUGACACUUUUCGUCGCCAUAGACUGACAGAUUGGACCAGUUCGCGGACGACUGCAGCUAACGCGUCUCCGCCUCCUGAAGAGAUUGAGUAUGAGCAAGACAACAGACCACUCGUGGAGCUGAGUGACACCGACAUGCCCGGUGCGGCUUCAUCUCCAAGCGUAUCUCAGCCAUCAUCACGCCGUCGGAUAGCGAUGUCGAGGCUUGGGUCGCGGCUCUUGCCAGAUUCCGUGGCAAGGGGGCUCCUGAACAGUGGAGAGGAAACCGAAGAAGAGGGUCAUGCGUUACGGUACGGUUCGUCAGAUCGCUCGCGACUGUCAGUCUACGAGAGGUCACCGCAUAGUGAGUCCAGCAGUCGACUGUCUCUGGCCGAUUCGAUCAGCAGAAGACCCAACGUCCGCACAGAAUCAACACGGCGCACCGUAAGAGCACCUUUUCCACUUCUGCACAAUAACCGUCAGCCGUCGGAUCCAACAGGCUCUUCCGCAGACUUGUUCGAUGUCCCCCGAGAGGUUUCCAUUCCAGGCACGACCUCCCUUCGACAUCGAAAUCGCUUCAGCAGGGUUCGUGACUCGAUCUCGAUCUCUGCACGACUCUCUGGACUCUUUGGCCAUUCUACGGAGACACCUGAAGGAGACCAGUCUGGAAGGUCAUCUCCUGCUAGACCGACCAGGGCGGUAACAUUCGCCGACGAACGUGACCAUUUAUUACCUUCACUUCAGCCAGGCGAUCAACGAACGGAGACAGACGAGGCGCCUCACGAGCUAGAUGCCGUUGAGCCGGAAACACGAACUUUGCUGGCUAGUCCGAGGGUAACCUCUGGUAUGAGCACUAUAAGGCGUUUUCAGCCUGGCCUUCGCUCUCGAUCUACUAGGCUCAUACGUCGAGGUGAGCACCCGCCUCUCUCCCAGGUUCUACAACUUGCAGCAGCGGCUAUUGCAGCUCAGCUAUCGGGACAUGCUACAGGUGGCAACCCUGCCGGUCGCCAUCUCGGUAGCGAUACAUUCGACGGCAGCAUCCAAAACUUUGUCCAAACGCUCCAGGAUGCCGCCACGGCACAGGCGGGAGAAGGGGUAGACAUCAACUCUUCAGACGGAGAUCUACCUCCGGUGAAUUUCAUGAGAGUGUUUCAGUUUCCAAACGACGAAAACGGGUCGCCUAUCGCGUCUCAGGCACAGUCCAGAGACAUCGAUCAAAUGGACAUCGACUCGAUUACUUCACCCGCAGAGACAGACAGGUCAGUAACAUUGGUGCUCGUGGGUGUACGAUCCUUGCCACACGGUCAAGAAAGCGGGAGCAGAGAGAAUGGCACCUUGGGCCCCAGCUUGGACACGUUGCUGAGCCUGCCCUUUUUACCACCAGCCAACGUACUGCGGAACGGGAGCUCUGGGGCAUUGUUUGGUCGGUCAGAUGCAAGAUCAAGGUCAAGUCCCCGGCGGCACUCGAUGACAAAUUUCAGUUUUCCUGCGCAAUACGAGAGCCAGAGACAUCAGCGGACGCGCCCCAACAUGGGACGACCGUCGGGUACUGCAGAGGCAACUCUCCCAGUCAUGCCUGAUGGUGCGGGAAACACCUCCCAUCUGUCAGAGAGUCCACCUGGACCGAAUCCACCCCCGUCCACUCCAGCUGAUAUUAGAAGCGGACAUGCGACUCCCAUUCGACGUCCCUCCUCUGCUUCCGCAGCCCAGAACUCCGCGCUGCCAGAGUUAGAUGAAGACCAACCUACGGCGAGUCAAGAAACUGUUGCUUCGGAAACCUCUUUCAAUACAGCGAGACAGCGAAGACGAAGUGAUUCAGAAUUUGCUCGACGUCCUGAGUUAGGAUCUGGCGCGGCCAGACGAAAUGGCAUGGUCGAACCUGACCAUCCGCCAAUGGGUGCUGGGCGUAGUUGGCUCAUCUAUGUUGUUGGCACGAACGUUUCCCCCGAUCAUCCAGCUUUCACAAUGCCAAGUUUAUUCACUGAUAAUCCGUCCUACGAGGAUAUGCAAAUGUUGUCAACACUUCUCGGACCGGUAAAACCACCAGUGGCAACACAGGAAGACGUCAGCUCCGCGGGCGGGCUCUUUCGCCUUCUAGAACAUGAAUGUGGGCUCCGAGGGGAGGCUUUGUCGGAGGCUCAUGGCGUGUCUGUUAUGGUCAACCACGGGGAGCGCUGCCUCAUUUGCCUGUCCGACUACGAAGCAUUGGACGAAGUGCGACAGCUCAAUAAGUGUCAACAUCUCUACCAUCGUGAAUGCAUUGAUGAGUGGCUCACGACUGGCCGGAAUAGUUGUCCCCUGUGCCGCGGUCAAGGUGUGCAAGAGAAAGCCAUGCCGUCGAGUUCAGCGCCAGGAGCUGCAGGAGGAGCUCCCGUCACGCUAUGA